AUGGUCCAGAUCAAUCCCCAACACCAACUCCCCCGAGACUUUGAAGGUUUCGGUCCGGAAUCCCCCGACUGUCAAUGGCCCAACUCCGCCCGCAUCGCCAUCUCCUUCGUCCUUAAUUAUGAAGAAGGCGGCGAGCGGUCGAUUCUCGAAGGAGAUGCUCAUUCCGAGCCAUAUCUCUGGGAGAAGGGUAGUUCUGGAGGACAUAAAGAGGGAGCGAGAUAUUUAAAUGCCGAGCAAGAUUUUGAAUAUGGAAGUCGUGUGGGAGUUUGGCGGUUGAUGCGUUUGUUCAAGGAGUUUGACUGGUCGAUCACGAUUUUCGCUGUUGCGCGGGCGAUGGAGCUGAAUCCGAGGUUCGGGGAGUAUUGUGUGAAGGAGGGGCAUGAGAUUGUGAAUCAUGGGUUGAGAUGGCUUGAUACCUGGCAUUUGAAUGACGAGGAAGAUGUGAAGUACAUCAAGGACUCCCAGAACAAGCUGCAUGCACUUACAGGCGAGUUCCCGGUGGGUGUUUACUUUGGUAGGUCGACGGUCAACACACCAGGGAGAUUGGCAGAAGUAUUCAAAGAGAUGCACAAAGAGCAAGGCACUCCAAAGCUGCUGUACUCGUCCGAAGUAUACAACGAUGAUGUACCAUACUGGGUUGAUUUGCCGUACGAGAAGGAUCUGCCGGAUGAGGAGAAAGAAGGGAUGCUACUCGUGCCGUACAACUACGACUGCAAUGAUGGCAAGUUCCACAUGGCUCCGGGAUUCACAUCUAGCAGUGGUCAGCUUUACGAGCAGUACCUCAAGUCCACCUUCGAUUGCCUGUACAGAGAAGGAGGCAAGAUGAUGAACAUUCCUUUGCAUUCGCGCAUCACUGGCAAGGCUGGCCGCGCGGAGGCAUUACGAAACUUCCUAAUCUAUGUCAGCGAGAAGCCUGGUGUUUGGGUCACCACUAGGAAAGAUAUUGCCAAGCACUAUCGGACCAACUUCCCCUACAAGCCGGGCUCACGGAAAGGCGGCGAGUGA
Ramularia collo-cygni is the source of this 1005-nucleotide messenger RNA. RefSeq names its product related to Chitin deacetylase 1. The record is from RefSeq and is a predicted model, not a curated record. The transcript is spliced from 3 exons. Gene Ontology annotation, molecular function: hydrolase activity, acting on carbon-nitrogen (but not peptide) bonds. Bases 1 to 1005 code for a protein of 334 amino acids. NCBI's taxonomy places the organism in Eukaryota, Fungi, Ascomycota, Dothideomycetes, Mycosphaerellales, Mycosphaerellaceae. Gene Ontology annotation, biological process: carbohydrate metabolic process.